Molecule: messenger RNA, 574 nt
Organism: Fundulus heteroclitus (mummichog)
Lineage: Eukaryota; Metazoa; Chordata; Actinopteri; Cyprinodontiformes; Fundulidae
Product: protein S100-A16
Exons: 3
Coding region: 148-423 (91 amino acids)
Cellular component (GO): perinuclear region of cytoplasm
Molecular function (GO): calcium ion binding
Source: RefSeq, a predicted model, not a curated record
AAAAAGAAAAGAGUUGGCUAGAGUGGAGGUUAAAUCACGGAAAAGAUAUGUGCUGUUGGUUAAUCUGGUGAGGAGGACCUAGAGGAAGGAAAGGGAGCAGCUGCUGAGAGUUUCUGUUCACUUUUUGUUCCCCUGUGCUGUAGAGAUAUGGAGUCGGCCAUUAAGACCGUUGUGACAACGUUUCUUAGUUCUGCCAGAGGGAAGGAGAGCCUUGACACUAAAUCCUUCCAGAAGCUGGUCCAGAAACAGCUUGGUGGUGUCAUGGAGGACACAAGCAGUUCUUCUGCCAUUAAGGAGAUGCAGCAGGGCCUGGACGAGAACAGCGACGGAAAAGUCAGCUUCCAGGAAUAUCUCCAGUUGAUUGGCUACAUCGCCAACAGUCUCAGUCAGAGCAAGUCCGGGUCCAAAGAAAACACGUCAUAGGGGAGAAGAGGCCUUCAAGAGAUCUUCAAACUAAAGCACACCUUCUUCGUUCUUAAAAUGAAACAUUCCAGCCAUUAUCUAUACUUUUAUUUUCCUUAGACGUCCAUAAUCAUUUUACUGAAAUGCAAUGUUUUCCGAACUUUGCUCUUUG